Rhodofomes roseus is the source of this 621-nucleotide messenger RNA. RefSeq lists its product as uncharacterized. NCBI's taxonomy places the organism in Eukaryota, Fungi, Basidiomycota, Agaricomycetes, Polyporales, Fomitopsidaceae. Bases 1 to 621 code for a protein of 206 amino acids. The transcript has a single exon. The record is from RefSeq and is a predicted model, not a curated record.
AUGUCUGCCUUCCGCGCCCUCUCGAAACACACCCGCUCGCUCUCGCGCACCAUCCCCGCGCGCCCCGCCCCCGCCCGCGCGUUCCACUCGCCCUUCAAGGUGCUCGCCAACUCGCCGCUCACGAGCCCCCCCGCGCCGGGCUCGACCGUGUCCCCCAUCUACGAGAAGCAGCAGGACAGCUCGCCCGACCCGCGGAUGUCGCACGCGGGCACGCAGACGUACGUCGUCUCGGAGCCGGACCCCGCGGACACGCCGUACGAAGUGCCCUCGGGCGCAUACCCCACGUCCGCGCCGUACCACAACUUCGCGCAGACGGGCGCGCCGGAGACGGCCCACGGUGCGCAGCGUUCCUCAACCAGUGCGAGCACGGCUCACCCGACUCUGACCCGUGCCGUGCCCCAGAGUGAUGCGGGCGUGAUGGAGAGCGCUGCGGUCCGCCAUGGCGAGGCGCCCGGGCAGAUGCGCGCUGGGAGCGAGGGCGGCCUCGGGUUGAUGGACGCGAGCAAGACGACGGGUGGGGAGGGCAGCUUGGCGGAGCGGAAUCCUGCGCCGGACACGCCGGCCGUUGCGGAGAGGUGGUCGAAGAUGGGGAACGACAACGCCUGGAAGGAUCGGAAGUGA